AUGACUUCUAUAGGCGAGAAGAGGAUAUAUAGUGCACAUGAGGUACUUCCGUCGCCAAUCUUGGCAAGAGACAAGGCACCCAAGAGAUCUAGAUUCACAAGAGUGCUUAUAUUCACUCUAAUUGCGGUCAGUCUGCUAUGGCUGCAAAGCUGUCACUCGGUCAAUGACUAUAUAGUCCGGCCAUUCAAGUCAUCCAACAAGAAAGUUAAUAUCAUUUUCAUGAUCUCUGAUGGCUAUGGUCCAGCUAGUGAAACUUUUGGACGUUCAUUUCAUCAAGCUGUUCAUCAUAACACAUCACCUAAUGCCAAUUAUAAAGCACCUUUGGACAAGCUCUUAAUCGGGUCUCACAGAUCACGUUCAAGUGAUUCUCUUAUCACUGAUUCCGCUGCAGGAGCAACUGCCUUCUCAUGUGGUCUGAAAAGCUACAAUGGAGCAAUUGGCGUUGAUGCAAAGGGUGAACUGUGCGGAACAGUUUUGGAAGGUGCAAAAGAACAAGGUUGGCUAACAGGUGUUGUGGUUACGAGUAGAUUGAGCGAUGCAACACCUGCUGCGUUUUUUGCACAUGUUGCAUCAAGAGGACAAGAAAGUGAUAUCGCAAAUGAAGCUUUGGGAUUGAUGAGCAAUGGAACUGCUUAUCGUGAUGCUCCUUUGGAUUUGGCAAUAGGAGGUGGAGGUUGUUACUUUUUGCCAAAGUCAAGUCCUUAUUCAUGUCGACAAGAUGAGCAGGAUUUGGUUGGUGCUUCAAAGAAGAAAGGUUGGAACACAAAGAUCCUUUUCAAUCAUGAUGCUUUGAAAGAAGGCAUAGAAUCACCCUCCGAAUUCCAUGCUGACGAGGCUGCCAUCACGCAUUCUGCAGUGGACUUCAAGCCCGAAGAAGCACAAGCAUUCAUGGAGGAAGACAGCCAACUUCCCCUUCUGGCAUUAUUGGCCCCUUUCAAUACACCUUAUGAGAUCGAUAGAAAGAAGUCAAUCCCGCCUCUUCAUUCUCUCGCUCUUAAGGCGAUCAACACACUCGACCGUUCUCCUCAUAAUACCCAAGGAUUUUUCGUCAUGAUUGAAGGUUCGCAGAUUGACUUGUGUGCUCAUUCAAACGAUCCAGCAUGUCAUGCAAGAGAGAUUGCAGCAUAUCAAAAAGCGAUUGAGGAAGUACAGGCAUGGGUGGAUAACAAAAACAAACAAGGAGAAAAGACGAUUCUGAUCAGCACCAGUGAUCAUGAAACUGGCGGAUUGACGUUAGGACGACAACUGACUUCUGAUUAUCCUAAUUAUGCAUAUUACCCUGAACGUUUGAUUCCUGUUCAACAGUCAGCCGCUUCUUUGUCAGCACAUUUGAUUGCUUUUGCUCGUCAGCCUACGCCACCAAGGGAUGAUGAAUUAGAACAAUUUGUACGACAAGAAACACUGGGUAAGAAUGGUGCUGGCUUCCUUCCAGAAAACGGCGGACAGCCAAGUGACGAAGAGGUGAAAGCGGUAUUGGAUUGUAUCCCUCAAACACCAAGUGCACUCACACCACCUCCAAUUAAUACGGCGGAUAUCUGUCGAGCAGUGAUUGCUGAUCUCAUCUCUAGACGUGUGGAAGUAGGAUGGAGUACGAGCGGUCAUACAGGAGUAGAUGUACCUGUUCAUGCUUCGGGCCCUACAAAGGAUGUGGACGGAUUGCGUGGUAAUAUCGAGAAUACCCACAUCGGAACAUUCAUAGCAAAUCAAUUGGGCAUCGACUUAGCAGAUCUAACGAAACGACUGAAGAAGCAACGUUCACAGAUCUCACAUUGA
This is a messenger RNA of Meira miltonrushii, 1773 nucleotides long. Its product is annotated as alkaline phosphatase-like protein. Gene Ontology annotation, cellular component: fungal-type vacuole membrane. Bases 1 to 1773 code for a protein of 590 amino acids. The transcript has a single exon. Gene Ontology annotation, biological process: dephosphorylation. The record is from RefSeq and is a predicted model, not a curated record. Gene Ontology annotation, molecular function: alkaline phosphatase activity. NCBI's taxonomy places the organism in Eukaryota, Fungi, Basidiomycota, Exobasidiomycetes, Exobasidiales, Brachybasidiaceae.